Messenger RNA from Agrilus planipennis (emerald ash borer), 1839 nucleotides. Its product is annotated as serologically defined colon cancer antigen 3 homolog. Gene Ontology annotation, biological process: regulation of cytokinesis; positive regulation of cilium assembly; positive regulation of protein localization to cilium. The coding region runs from base 47 to 1336 and encodes 429 amino acids. Gene Ontology annotation, cellular component: centrosome; early endosome; midbody. The transcript is spliced from 6 exons. NCBI's taxonomy places the organism in Eukaryota, Metazoa, Arthropoda, Insecta, Coleoptera, Buprestidae. The record is from RefSeq and is a predicted model, not a curated record.
ACUUCAACUUCGUUGUUAGUGAACAUAGAUUUUGACAUUUGCUGUUAUGGCUGAGGGCGAUGAAAACUUUCCAAAAAAUUUUAGAAGCAAAUCGCCCACAAAUAAAAAUGAUUCGGAAAAAAAUGACGUUUCCUUAGAUUUAGAUUUAGCACUAAGUUGCCAGAAAAAAGUAGAACAUAAUCAAACAGUUGAAGAAACCAAGACUCCAGGGACUAGUGAAAGCAGUAAACGAGAAGACAACCCUUUUUCCUUUAAACACUUUUUGAGGAGUGACUCAACAAAUUACCAAAAUCAAGGAGCAAGACCAAAAGUAUACUGUGAUGGAAGACCAAUAUCUUCAAUAUCAGAUGUAGAUUUGCGAAAUUCGGGCGCCAAACAAACCAGAAUUAUCCCUGAGUAUCCUUCUGCUUUGCCUGAUUUUGUUCAAGAUCAUUUAGUAAUUGAACAGUGUUAUUUAGGAAAGGACAGUUCCAAAAAUAGUUAUAGUUUGGAUCUCAAUAAUUUGCCAGGAUUUAAUUCUAGUAGAAGUAGCAUUAAUAUCAACAGAUUGCACUGUAAUUCUAGUCAAAACUUUCAUCCACGAAUUAAUAAUAGUCCUACUAACUUUUCUGUCCCUCUGGACUUGCCUGGAGGACCUCAGGCAGGAUUCCCUUUAGACUUACCUAUCAGUCAAGAUAGUCAACCUAGUAGUUCAAGAAGUUGCCCUGCAUCAACAGAGGCUGGUGUAACUAAAAGUCUGCCAGAUUUUCUAGCAGAUGGAGCAGUAAGAACUCAAGUGAAUCAUGAAGAAAGUAAUAAUCAUAGUCAUGAUAGGGAGUUACAUCAUGAAAUUGAAUUCUAUCAGACCCAGUUAGCUGAACAAACAAGACGAGCUAAUCAACUUCAAAGGGAAUUAGAUGCUGUCAGAAGCAGGGAGCAUGAGUACAGUGAAAAUCUUAGUAAAGCUUUAGAAAAGUCAGAAAGGAAUCUGAAAAGAAGCAAUGAAAGAGCUUUAUCAGCUGAAGGUACGAUAAUAAAACUAAGGCAGGAAAUUACUGCUUUAAAGAAUGAAAAUAACAGACUUCGAAAGGAGAAUGAAAGUUUUAGAGGUGAAGCAACAAGCAGUGGGGGCGCAACAGGUGGAAUAUGUUCCGGUAUAACUGAAAUACAAUCCCAAAGGCUUGCUCAAGAGUUAAGGAAUGCUGCCAGUUCAGCAGAGCAUUCUCUCAGACAAUUAUUAACUGGUGUAGAUAAUUUAAGAAUAAUGGCAGCUUCGUUAGAGAAUAUGCACCGAAUAGAAGAAAGACGAGAAACUUUUCUUGACUCAGAUGAUGACGCUGCAGGUCCAGCUUUAUAAUAGUCCCUAUGUAAAGGUUACUGUUUUUUUUUUUGCGAAGUAUAUAUUGUAAUAACUGCGUGUUUUCGACUCGAAAAUUAUUUUAAAACCGGUUGUGCUUUGUGAUUUAUUUAAAUGUAUUCGUACGUUACACAAAAAACACUAUAAUUAUUAUUGGAAACCGCGUAUUCCCACAAACACUCACCUAAAUAUUUAAAAUGCCUUUUAAAAUGUAAUAUCUAAGGAAAAAAUGGCUUUGCUAUGUAAAUAUUAAUUACUUGGAAAACUUUUUUAUUCAUAUACAUAAUUAAAGUUAGUUGUUCAAGUACAAAAAUUAUUAAAAAAAACUACUAAACUUUUGUGUUGGUUGCUUUUGAGUCAUUUUUAUAUAAUUACAACCAAGGACUCAGAUUGUUAAAAUUUUAAAAUAACCGUUCUGUUAUGAGCAAUUUGGUAAACACCCUGUAUAACUGUAUCAAUGUGGUAAAUUAUUGUUUUCUUGAUUAUAAGUUUUUUUUCAGUAA